GGUCAGGGAGAACUGGGGAAAGGAGGCUGCAGGGGUGGGGCGGGUUGCCAAGUCUGUCGGACUGGAACCUGCAUGUCCGGGGCAGGAGAAUAGCAGGGCUGGAACCUAUAUUCGGGCUGGAAUUGGAGUAUAAGGGAUGCUGAGGAGUUCUCGGGCGGGCCUAGAGGAUGGAGAGAAUGGAGGGCAAAUCCAGGGAGUGUGAGGCUCCAGGAGAACUAUUAAAAACUUGCGGACAGUGUCGGAGAACUGGGAAGGCACAAUUUGGAACCUUUUUUCGUGGUUUUCCUGGGAAGGAAAAGGAAGCAAAUUGAGCAUUUGCUGUUGGAUCAAUCUUCCUGUCCUACACCUGGCCAAGGAUCCUCUAAAGACCCCUGGGAGGCUGGACCAUGGCACAAGGACUGCCUUCAUCCAUCACCGGGAGCAAGUGUGGAAGAGGUGCAUCAACAUUUGGCGUGAUAUGGGCGUUUUUGGGGUGCUGAAUGAAAUUGCAAACUCAGAGGAGGAAGUGUUUGAGUGGGUGAAGACGGCGUCCAGCUGGGCCCUGGCACUUUGUCGAUGGGCCUCCUCCCUCCAUGGGUCCCUGUUCCCCCAUCUGUCUCUCAGAAGUGAAGAUCUGAUUGCUGAAUUUGCCCAAGUCACAAAUUGGUCCAGCUGCUGCUUGCGUGUCUUUGCAUGGCACCCCCACACCAACAAGUUUGCGGUAGCCCUGCUAGAUGACUCAAUCCGCGUGUAUAAUGCCAACAGCAAUAUAGUACCCUCCCUGAAGCACCGGCUGCAGCGAAAUGUGGCGACUCUGGCCUGGAAGCCCCUCAGUGCCUCUGUCUUGGCUGUGGCCUGCCAGAGCUGCAUUCUCAUCUGGACCCUGGACCCUACCUCCUUGUCUACCCGGCCCUCUUCUGGGUGUGCGCAAGUGCUGUCUCACCCUGGGCACACACCUGUCACCAGCUUAGCCUGGGCCCCCAGUGGGGGGCGGCUGCUCUCAGCUUCACCUGUGGAUGCUGCUAUCCUGGUGUGGGAUGUCUCAACAGAGACCUGUGUUCCCCUUCCCUGGUUUCGAGGAGGUGGGGUUACCAACCUGCUCUGGUCCCCCGAUGGCAGCAAAGUUCUGGCUACCACUCCUUCAGCUGUCUUUCGAGUCUGGGAGGCCCAGAUGUGGACUUGUGAGAGAUGGCCUACUCUGUCAGGGCGCUGUCAGACUGGCUGCUGGAGCCCAGAUGGAAACCGACUGCUGUUCACUGUUUUGGGGGAGCCACUGAUUUACUCCUUAUUGUUCCCAGAACGUUGUGGUGAGGGAAAGGGGUGUGUAGGAGGUGCAAAGUCAGCAACAAUUGUGGCAGAUUUGUCUGAGACAACAGUACAGACACCAGAUGGUGAGGAGAGACUUGGGGGAGAGGCCCACUCCAUGGUCUGGGAUCCCAGUGGGGAACGUCUGGCUGUGCUCAUGAAAGGAAAUCCGAGGGUACAGGAUGGUAAACCAGUCAUUCUCCUUUUCCGCACUCGAAAUAGCCCUGUGUUUGAACUUCUUCCUUGUGGCAUUAUUCAGGGGGAGCCUGGAGCCCAGGCUCAGCUCAUCACUUUCCAUCCUUCCUUCAGCAAAGGGGCCCUGCUCAGUGUGUGCUGGUCCACAGGCCGAAUUGCCCACAUCCCUCUGUACUUUGUUAAUGCCCAGUUUCCACGUUUUAGCCCAGUGCUUGGCCGGGCUCAAGAGCUCCCAGCUGGAGGUGUAAGCUCUACUCAUGACCUGCCCCUCUUUACUGAGACGUGCCUAACCUCUGCCCCUUGGGACUCUCUCCCAGGACCCCCACCUGCUCAGUCCCAUUCCUCUUAUCCCCAUAUCCAAUAAUAAAAAAUGUCUUGUUUUCCACUCAA
Microcebus murinus (gray mouse lemur) is the source of this 1869-nucleotide messenger RNA. NCBI's taxonomy places the organism in Eukaryota, Metazoa, Chordata, Mammalia, Primates, Cheirogaleidae. The record is from RefSeq and is a predicted model, not a curated record.